Molecule: messenger RNA, 2080 nt
Organism: Xiphias gladius (swordfish)
Lineage: Eukaryota; Metazoa; Chordata; Actinopteri; Istiophoriformes; Xiphiidae
Gene: gab3
Product: GRB2 associated binding protein 3
Exons: 9
Coding region: 62-1831 (589 amino acids)
Source: RefSeq, a predicted model, not a curated record
GCAGCAGCAGCAGCAGCAGCAGCAGCAGCCAGCCGUCAGGACAACACACUCUGCAGUCAAGAUGAGUACUGGGGAUGUGGUCUGCACCGGCUGGCUCAUUAAAUCCCCCCCAGAGAAGAAACUAAAGAGAUUUGCGUGGAGGAAACGCUGGUUUGUGCUUCGCAGAGGUCGCAUGAGCGGUAAUCCUGAUGUGCUGGAGUACUAUCAAAGUAAGAACUCCAAAAAGCCCAUCCGCACCAUUGACUUGAAAGAGUGUGAGGUUGAAAUGAUGAAUGGGCAACUCAGGAUAAAGCGAGACUUCCAUGGGAAGCACCUCUUUGUGGUAAAGACCUCAUCUCGCAUUUUUUACCUGGUGGCCAAAACUGAGGAGGAGAUGAACAGCUGGAUCAGUAGCAUCAGUCAGAUUUGCCAGUUUGGGAGCCUGGAGGACGCAGAAAGCUCAGAAGAAGGUUUUCCUCACACCCCCACCUCCCUUCAGCUGUCGCCUGACAGCUCUGACCGAGGAUCUGUAACAAGCCAACUAGAUUCCGGGCGUCCACUGGACUACCUCUUUCUGUCACAGUGUGAGACAGGGGGUGUAAGCGCUAGUAGACAUGACAGCUUUUCAAACUCUGAGCUCUCUCUGGAGCAGAAGUCAUCCGACGAUGCUGUCAAGGACAUUGUGCCUUCACCUCUUUGCACCGAUUCUUCUCCAUCUAUCUCUCAUGCCAGCCCCAGCCCAUCACUUUUCCCUCAUGGAAGGUUUACCAACCCUCCUUUCAGCGCUCCAUGCAUCUCCCUACCUCUACCGUCAUCCUCUUCCUCUCCACUGUAUCACUGUGCCACAAGUGUCUUCCAGUUUGACAAACCUUAUUCUUCUGCAUCGUUUGAGGCAACGAGUGACAGACAAACACCUCCUCCGCUGCCACCCAAGCCUAAUCACCUGUCAGAGCAGCUAAGUGAUGAAGGGGCUCACAAGCCGACGGCAAUGAGUGCCCGGCAUUUUUCAAGCCACAAUGCAUUAUUUCCCCGGAGGACCUCUUUGUCGAGCCUGGACCAUUUCAGAAUGGGAGAUGUUGAAAGCAGGUUGAUGAGGAUCAGAAGGCAGAGUCUACAUUUGCAGCCUUGUUUAAAUACCACACAAGUUCAAAGCUGCCAGGGUGAGUCAUAUGUCCCCAUGACUUCCCCUUCUCCCUCUGUUACCACUUUUGAGUGUGAUGGUUACAUCCCCAUGAGUCCACGGACGUUCAGUUUCCUCAACCCAAACUGCAAUGUUGAAUCCCUCAUGUCUCUCAGCCCACUAACGUGUCAAUCUGAAGAUCUUGCACCACCUCCAAUUCACCGGCACCUCAAGCCUCGCUUGAGGAGAGCUCGACCACCACCUCUUGACUUGAGAGGGCUUUCUACAAUCACAGAAUGUCCCACUCAUCUUCCUUUGAGCAGAACAAUGACCGAAUCAUGGAGCCAAGGCAACAGUUCUAUCUCACCUCUGAUGGAGCAGUUCAACCCUGGGGGAGAAAAUCAAACCUUGACUAUUUGUCCCUGGAUUUCAAUUCCGCAUCCGCCUCCCCUGUGCAGAAACAGAAGCCCUCUCUGUCUGAGGAGCACAGAGUGGAUUACGUACAGGUGGAUGAGAAGAAGACUCAGGCACUGCAAAACACCAAAAUGGAGUGGACAGAUGUCCGGCAGUCAAAGACAUAAAUGGAAAAUACAUAAGUUUGGUUUCAAGAAGAUCAACAAUAACACCAGCAAAGAGGACAUACCUGUAUACAAAGAGGACCAAAAACAAUUUAAAAGCACUUUGAAAAACAGUAUUGACAUAAAAGUACAAGGGUACAUACUAAGCAGUUAGAGGCUUGUUUCCAAAGAGGAAACACAAAAUUGCACUGUAAAAACUAAGUUAAUUCUCAGUAGAGCUGUACUGUAAAUACUGCCUAAUCAUGCACUGUUCAGUCAUUUUUACUGUAGCAUAAGGUUUUACCAAAUUUUGAAAAGGGCAUUGAUUGCUUCACUGUAAGAAAAAAAAAAGCUGUACAUUUAUGUAUAGUAAUUUUAACUGUAAUGAAGAAAAUAUUUUAAUGAUAAAUGUUUUUUUUAAACA